AUGAAUAUUUCUUCUGCUUCGUCUUUAAAGAAUUUCGAUUGGAUUUCAAAUUAUGGACCAUCAUUUAUUAUACCGGCAUCAAAUUUUGAUGUUCUUUAUGAACCAUGCGACUUUUUUCAAGAAUUAAAUAAACUUUUUGCUAAUGCAAAAAAACAUAUUUACAUAUCAUCAUUAUAUUUUGGUACUGAUCCGUAUGAAUAUAAAUUGAUUGAUUCGAUACGAACAGCACUUGAUAAAAAUCCAUCUCUACGGUUAGUUGUAUUACUGGAUCAUUUACGUGGCCUUCGUAUUGAUAAUCAUAAAGAAAAAACAACUUCAAAAACAAUGUUUCAACCUUUAAUUGAACAAUAUUCAUCACAAGUUGAUUUUUAUCUUUUUCAUACGCCAUUACUUUAUGGUUUUCUACGUAAAAUAUUACCAAUACGAAUUAAUGAAUCAUGGGGUGUACAACAUAUGAAAAUCUAUAUGGCUGAUAAUAAUUUAAUUAUAAGUGGGGCUAAUCUAAAUAAAACAUAUUUUAAUAAUCGACAAGAUCGUUAUUUAAAAUUAAAUAAUUGUUCAAAUUUAUGCAAAUUUUUUAUUGAUAUUAUUGAAACAAUAGCAAAACAAUCAUUUAAAAUAGAAAAAAAUCAUGUUGAACCUAUUUUUAUGGGUCAAAAUCAUCCAUAUAAAGGUAAUAAUAUUCAAUAUCGUCUUGAUGUAGAAAAAAAUCUUUCAUCAUUAAUGAAAAUAUAUCAAAUACGUUAUCCAAAACCUGAAUCAUUAUCAAAUGAUCAAGCACUUGUUGUACCAUUAAUACAAAUGGGAUUAUUUAAUAUAAAUAAUGAUCGAGAUUUUAAUAUAUAUCUUUAUUCACAUUUACCAUUCAAAUCUAAAUUAUAUCUUGCUACAUCUUAUUUUAAUAUAACAGAAGAAUAUGAAAAAGAAUUAAUUGAUAAUAAACGUAAGGAUACAACAAUUAGUUUAUUAACAGCAUCACCACAAGCUAAUGGAUUUUAUGGUAGUCGUGGUAUAAGUCGUUAUGUACCAAUUGGUUAUAGUGAAAAUGAACGUGAAUUUAUUGACAGAGCAGAAAAGAAAUAUUCCAAUGAUGGACAAAUACAAAUGUUUGAAUAUUAUCGUCCACAAUGGACUUAUCAUGCCAAAGGUUUAUGGUUAUAUGAAGAUGAUAAAGAUGAUAAUAAUAAUUAUCCAAUAUUAACUUGUGUUGGAUCACCAAAUUUUGGUGCACGUUCAAUUCAACGUGAUCUUGAAGCUCAAUUAGCUAUUCUAACAGAUAAUGAAGAAUUACGUGCUAAAUUUCAUCGUGAACGUAUUCGACUUUUUCAAUAUGGAACACUUGCUACAUCUGAUACGUUUAAACAAUUAACACGUAUUGCACCAUUUUGGGGGCCAUUUAACUGGAAAGAUCGACAAAAUGUUAUUAAUUUUUUGAAUAUGUAUGGAUGCAAUGACGAUUUUUCUACCAAAGCGUUUUUGACGAACCCUGAAGAAAUUAGGAACGAUCGACCAAUUAAACCCACUUUACUUCGAAUCAGUUCAAGAGAUUUAGGAUUCCAAUAUAAAUCAUCGGAUAAACGUUGGACAGAACAAGAAACACUUUCUGAAAAUUAUCAACAACAAACAUCAAAUCAUUCAUCGAUGGAACCAUCGCAUCAUUCAGUUAAUAUAUCAAGUCAUCCACAAACAGUAAAUCAUUUCAAUCAAACAACAACGACAACAAAUACAGAGUCUUUUGAUGAUCCAGUAAUUACAUUAUUUAGAUCAGACGUAACUACAAUAUCUUCAAUCUUUCCCGAAAUUAAUCAAUUUAAUCAUAUGAUUUAUGCUGAUUAUACAGCAUCUGGACGUGGUUUAACAUUUGUCGAACAUUAUAUGCUGAACCAUGUCCUUCCUUAUUAUGCUAAUACACACAGUGAUAAUAACGCAUGUGGUAUUCAGACUACGAAAUUUCGUGAAGGAGCACGAGCACUAAUUAAAAGAUAUGUUAAUGCAAUCGAUGAUGAUGCUGUUAUUUUUACUGGAUCAGGAUCAACAGCUGCUAUUAAUAAACUUGUCGAUGUUUUACAGCUGAAAAAUGAAGAAGUUCGAAGUAAAACUGUUGUUUUUAUUAGUACAUUUGAACAUCAUUCAAAUAUUUUACCAUGGGUAGAAACAGGAGUUGAAGUUAUUCGUAUUCCUAAUAAUAAACAAGGUCUUAUUGAUGAAGUUUUUUUAAAAAAAGAAUUGAAAUAUUAUCAUNAUAUGGAAGUGAAUGUCGGCAAUUGA
Messenger RNA from Rotaria sp. Silwood2, 2268 nucleotides. Lineage: Eukaryota; Metazoa; Rotifera; Eurotatoria; Philodinida; Philodinidae. The record is from the annotation of a GenBank genome assembly.